AUGGCCGUCAGCAAUGGUUGCAAGGGCCAACGACGAAGGCGCCGGAGGGAGCUGAACAAUAAGAACCUGACAAACACACAAGCUGCAAAGACGGCUAAAUCAAGGUCAAAGAAAUCAAAAGCAAAGACAAAGACACCAAAACAACUCGAGUCUAGUAAACCCAAGAAAGCCCUGAAAUCAAAGACAGUCUUGGUUACAUCUGACGGCGAUGACAGCGAGAUCGAAUGCUUGAACCCUUAUCGCCAAGACAAACAAAUCAUUUGCUUGGAUUCGGAGGAUGACGAUACUGAAUUGGACGCUUCUCGGUGUGAUCAUGCUGUUAAUCAAAUAGACCCAACCUCUGCUAUUUGCUUUGAUGAAAGCGAGAUCAACCUAGCUGAUAGUCUCAAUCCUGUCGCAUCAAAAAGUAACCAUCAUUCCACUAAUUCCCAUUCAGAACUCCCAACUGAAAUUAGCGGUUUUGAAGACAACACAUUUGACCUAUACGAAAAGAAGAUGGAUGAACGAAACCAAGCAAACAAUCUGGUUUUGUACAUGGAGGCUGCCAUUCAAGAUGACACUUCUGAUGAAGAGGCCCCUGAAGAUGAAGACGAUCUGUUGCAAGAAAUGUGGUUGGUGUUCUAUGGACCAGUAUCCUAUGCCGAAACUCAACCCCGGAAACGAGUCUUGAAAUCUGGAAAAUCUGGUUAUCAACAACCGGUUGCAAGCUCAAAUCCUUUGUCUCAAAAGCUAGUCCCACGAGCUCUUCCAAGACAGACCAAGCACGACAGGAAGAACAAACAACUCAAAGCACUCGGACCCAACAAUAAUAUCAUGCAAAAUUUCCUCAUGAAACAGCCUACUAGUACCACUCAGGAAGAAUCCGAUGCAGCAAUCGAUCCAAAUCUCAAUGAGGCAACACUUGAGGACACAAACCUAGAAAAGUCCAUUGGCAAAGACGAAACUAGAAAACAACUGAAUGACGAGCAGGCCCGUUAUCUUGCAGCCCCAAAAGCUUCCAAAUCCACAAGUGAUGCCCAGAGGACCGAGGCAAGAUCAAAAAGAGCUCAAGCUCAAUGGGAUGAGCUCAACACAGCCAUCUCUUCUGCAACAGCGAUUCUCUAUGAAAAGGCCAAGAAAGACAAGAAGGUCAAGAUACCUCAAUCGACUAUUGACAACUUGAAAGAAUUCAAUACCCUCCGAUAUCAAUACAUCAUGGAUGGAACCCCACUACCCACUUCAGCUGCAUCCCUUGCCACCGCUCGGUCAUCCUUGCGUCGACAUUCGAAAAUGGUCGGCCCCCAAAAGCCCAAGUGUGGCAACUACCUCGCAAAGCUCAUUUGCAAGCAAGCUCAGCAUGUAAUCACCUACCGCGAAAUCCCUACCAACAAAGGUGGAAAUCGGAAAAAUCACCGAUCGAUGCUUAACAAUCCUCAACUCAAGGAAGCCCUCUUCAAAUGGGCUGCUUCACAGUUGCCUGGUGUGGUCACUCCAUUAACCUUCCGAUCACAUGUUGUCAAUGAGCUCCUCCCAAAUUUUGGACUGGAUGCAACACUCAGCCGCAAUGCUGCCACUCGAUGGAUGUAUAAGCUGGGAUAUCGUCCUCAAGAACACAAGAAGGCACUAUAUUUUGACGGCCAUGAGCGACCUGAUGUUGUUCAAGCUAGAUCUGAAUACAUCAAGAACUACACUAUGUAUCGGAAGCGAUCUCGUAUGUACGACUUAGAAACAUUCCAGCUAUCUUCAAAUGUUGAUCCAGAACAUCUGAAUGACAUGAAAGAGACUGUUUUUGUGUACCAUGAUGAGUCAACAACCCAUGCCAAGGAGCGACCUAAAUCAACCUGGCUUCUUCCUGGAACUAGCAAGAUCCGAUCGAAAAAUACUGGACGAUUGAUACAUAUCUCCAACUUCAUUUUGGAGACAACUGGUCAAUUAAAGCUUUCCGAUGAAGAGUUCAACAAAUCUCAACACGAUGCUAGUACCAAGCCUGAGUCAGCUGAUGCAGCUACCAUAAUUUAUCCAGGAUCCAACGGCGACAACUGGUGGGAUAUGGAACAACUCUGUCAUCAAGUUUUGCAAAAGGCCAUCCCAAUCUUUGAGCUCCUUCACCCACAUUCUCAAGCAGUCUUUGUUUUUGAUUGUUCCUCAGCUCACGACGCUUAUGCAAAAACGGCUCUGAGGGUACAGAACAUGAACCUUAGUCCAGGUGGGAAACAAUCUCUUCUCCGUGAUUCAGUCAUCCCCACCGAUGACCCCUGCAUUCCAACACAUCUACGUGGCCUGCCCCAAACGUUUUUCUACAACGCUUCGCAUCCAAAUCCAAAACUAGCAGGCAAGGCAAAGGGAGUCCAAGCCAUCUUUGAGGAAAGAGGGCUUUGGCAACACUACAGUGCCAAAGCGAAACAGGAAAAAAAACCUUCUUUGAAUCUUCGAUGCUCCAUUUGUGCAGCCUCCAACAUACAAAAGGAUGUGAUUGAACGAUCAGCAAGAUUAGUCCGUCAAGCCGAAGAAAGCGGUUAUUUCUUGCCUCACAAACAAAGCUUGUCUGAAAUCGAUGUCCCCGAUGACUCUCACAAUGAAAUUAUCAAUCAAAUUCCAACACAAUCAAACACGAAGACUUGCUGUUGGUCAAUGAUACUUUCUUGUCAAUCGGAUUUUACAAACGAACGACCGUUACUACAAGCAAUCAUUGAAGAUGCUGGUCAUUUAAACGACUCCCAAAAAAUGGAGAGCCGACUCCCAACCCCCGCAAUCCCCAAAUUUUGGGAGUCGAACCCCCAAAACCUUUGA
Messenger RNA from Puccinia graminis f. sp. tritici CRL 75-36-700-3, 2769 nucleotides. RefSeq lists its product as uncharacterized. Bases 1 to 2769 code for a protein of 922 amino acids. The record is from RefSeq and is a predicted model, not a curated record. The transcript is spliced from 3 exons. NCBI's taxonomy places the organism in Eukaryota, Fungi, Basidiomycota, Pucciniomycetes, Pucciniales, Pucciniaceae.